AUGGUUGGGGGAUUUUCUGAAUCCCCGAUGUUGCAGGAGAAUGUUAGGUCCACAUUCCAAGAUUUGAAAGUAGUAAUUCCAGACGAAGCAGGAUUAGUAGUCUUAAAAGGAGCUGUCAUUUUCGGUCAUCAGCCUACAACAAUAACUGAAAGAAUAUGCAAGUUUACGUACGGGAAAAAUAUUACUCAUAAAAAACGCAAAAGUUGCAAACAUCCGGAAACAAGAGUUGAAAAAGAUGAUAAUGGCGACUUACGAUGCCACGACAUCUUUGACAUCCAUGCUAAAGCUGGGCAGUCCGUUAAGUUGGAUGAAGAACAACCAGAAAUUAUAAGUAAACCUGUGACAGAUGACCAAACAAAAAUUACCUUCAAGAUAUAUGCAUCCACGUCAACAAAUCCACAGCUUACAACAGAAGAUGGGUGCAGUCUCAUUGGAAAAUUAACAGUGCCUAUUUCCGACACAAGUUCUGGAAGGGAUCAUGAAUUUGGAACAAGUUUCAUUUUUGGAGGGACAGAAAUUGUUGUUAAAGUCGUUGACAAGGACUCUGGUGAGGUGAUGUUAAAAUCAGUCGAUUUUCUUGGAUAA
Molecule: messenger RNA, 585 nt
Organism: Ruditapes philippinarum (Manila clam)
Lineage: Eukaryota; Metazoa; Mollusca; Bivalvia; Venerida; Veneridae
Product: heat shock 70 kDa protein 12A-like
Exons: 1
Coding region: 1-585 (194 amino acids)
Source: RefSeq, a predicted model, not a curated record